AUGCCUGCUAAAUCGGGUCGAGAUCGCCUGUAUAUCGCCGGUGGUCCCGGCGGCAGUUCCAUUGGCCCCAAAGUUCACGAAUACAUAGCUCAGUCGCUGAGACUUUCAUGGACAUGUGAAUUCUUGCAGCUAUCCUCCGUCGACGAGGUUAUGCGAUACUUUCGAGCGCCUGACUUUGCUGGUGGGAUCGUAACAAUGCCUCAUAAAAGAACCAUCAUUCCUCUGCUCGAUCACUGUGAUCACUUGGUAAAGAUACUGGGGGCAUGCAAUUUUGUGUAUCUUGCAGAAAAUGGGCAAUUGUGCGGCACCAAUACGGACUGGGUGGGCAUCUACGAUUCUAUCCUCGCACACAGUCCCAGCCAUGCUCCGGGUAUGACAGGCAUGGUGUACGGAGCGGGCGGCGCCAGUCGAGCGGCAAUCUACGCCUUGUGGGCGAAAUUGAAAUGCGACAAGAUCUAUGUGGUUAAUCGAGAGAGCCAGGAAGUUGCAGAGUUAUUCGAUGACAUAAAGCGACAAGCUGACUUGUAUCGCCCGGAGUUGGUUCAUGUGCGGAGCGUGGCAGAGUGCAAAGCCCUCCCUACGCCUUAUUUCAUUGUGUCUACUAUCCCAGACUUCGAGGCAGUCAGCCCAGAGGAACUACAAGCACGGGAUAUCUUGGUCGAAUUUCUAUCGCGUAGCUCGUCACCGAGAGGUAUCUUACUGGAUAUGUGCUAUCAUCCACCCAUGACAAGGAACUUAAGGCUCGCAAUCCAACACGGCUACAGGGUCAUACAAGGCUACACGGUCGUUGCUUCUCAGUUUCCAUGCCAAUGGAAAUUCUGGACAGGGGAGACCAUUGAGACGGGGAGGGUGUUUGAAAUGACGGAACGAUUAGUUCAGGAAGAGGAGGCGGCAGCAGUGGCCCGGACAGUUAUCAAAUAG
Molecule: messenger RNA, 921 nt
Organism: Aspergillus bombycis
Lineage: Eukaryota; Fungi; Ascomycota; Eurotiomycetes; Eurotiales; Aspergillaceae
Product: shikimate dehydrogenase family protein
Exons: 1
Coding region: 1-921 (306 amino acids)
Biological process (GO): shikimate metabolic process; chorismate biosynthetic process
Molecular function (GO): shikimate 3-dehydrogenase (NADP+) activity
Source: RefSeq, a predicted model, not a curated record